GCAAAAAAUAGGUGUAUGUGUAGGCACUAUUCGGUUUGUUAUUUCAACUUGUACUCUCCGCUACUGCGCUUAGCAGUACUAGUCUGAUUCAAGUUGCUCAUCAGGCUCUAUGUCACAACGCUAAUACUCAGCCUGUUAAUAAGAGAAGAUCUUGGUUACGACUGCCUCGCUACCAAGUACUGCUUAUCAACCGAACUAGGUCUGGUGUACAUUCAAUUGAAAUAAAAUCUAAAUGAUUCCCCGAGAUUGAUCAGGCAGUGCCUCCACCUUCGCCAUGUGGCAACCAUUACAGAAAUUGCAUAUUCUUAUGCUGCCUAUCUGCUGUUUCAGAUAAUGGGUUACCGAAUCUAUCUGAUCAACCAUGUAAGUGCUGCCCCUUGGUCUGCCAAUGGUGAGGCAUGUGUUCUGCUUGCUUAAAGCUUCAUUCUCCACCAGCCCAUCCACCACCCGUGCCAACUUUAUGUCUAGUACACAUGUCUUGAACUCAGGCUCCUGCCAGCAGCAUAGUCAUGGUAACCCGGUGACCCUUCAUACUGAUAGUACUCAGCACUACGACCCUGUGUCGUGGGAGUGGCCGGACGUCCGAGUCCACCAUUCGCAUUCCACCAAUUCUACCAUGUCCAGCCUGCUCUCACCUAAUAUGCCUCCGCAUUUGGCUGCAGAAUAUAUCCAUCACCCUCCAUCCACCCACCACCCAUAUUUCCUCCCGGCUCAUAGCCAUCCCUUGUCACCCCUCCUAUCCUGCCAAUGGAUACAGGAAGACACACACCGAAUCUGCGAAUGGAAAGGAGCGCGGCAGGCGCUAAAAGCGCACUUCAAAACACAUAUCAUUCCAGGCCCCCCACGCGCCAAGUACAAUGCCGGUGGGAUGGCUUGUAGUUAUACAAAACGUUCCAAACCUUUAGUGCGCUCUAUGCGCAGGGACUGCAUGUACCGUCACGUAUCAGAAAUUCACUUAAGAAUGAAGAGGGUCACGUAGGCGAGCUCACCCCUUCAUGUAUUAUUGCUGUAUCAUUGCUAGCUGUAUUGCUAUGUUGGACCCUUAUCGAUUGUUCGUCGUUGAC
This is a messenger RNA of Suillus subaureus, 1064 nucleotides long. RefSeq lists its product as uncharacterized. The record is from RefSeq and is a predicted model, not a curated record. Lineage: Eukaryota; Fungi; Basidiomycota; Agaricomycetes; Boletales; Suillaceae. The coding region runs from base 389 to 979 and encodes 196 amino acids. The transcript has 5 exons.